This is a messenger RNA of Humulus lupulus (European hop), 2191 nucleotides long. Its product is annotated as indole-3-acetic acid-amido synthetase GH3.10. Gene Ontology annotation, molecular function: acid-amino acid ligase activity. Gene Ontology annotation, cellular component: cytoplasm. Lineage: Eukaryota; Viridiplantae; Streptophyta; Magnoliopsida; Rosales; Cannabaceae. The record is from RefSeq and is a predicted model, not a curated record. The transcript has 4 exons. The coding region runs from base 205 to 2031 and encodes 608 amino acids.
AUAUGAACCAAGAUAUUUAUGUUUCAAGUCCCUCCCCUCCACCACUUGCUCGAUCUAUUAUAGCUAUAGCCAUAGCUAUUAGCUUAUACAACAUGGUUAUAUAACACACACCGGCGUCACCAAUUUUCUAUUACUCAUUACUCAUUACUCAGCGCCACUCGAAAUCAAAUACACACAAUUGUGUAUUUUUUCUUUAUUAUUAAUAUGGAACCGGCAGCUAAUAUUUCAGCUACAAAAAAUCAGCAGAGAAACGGCAGCUACAACUAUAAUAACACUAAUGAAAACGACAUCGUUAGCUGGUUUGAAGAAGUGUCGGAAAACGCCGGUUGGGUACAGACUCAGACCCUUCGCUGGAUACUGGAGCUGAAUUAUGGUGCGGAGUAUUUAAAGAAAUGGUUUGGUGGCAUAGAUAUCCAUGAGUUAGACGCAUGUGCAUUGGAAUCCCUUUACACCACUUUGGUUCCUCUUUCUUCUCAUUCUGAUAUCGAGCCCCUUAUUCAAAGAAUUGCAGAUGGGGACACUGCUCCUCUCCUCACUCAACAACCAAUCACCACUCUCUCUCUAAGCUCCGGUACAACAGAAGGCAGGCAAAAAUUUGUACCUUUCACUCGGCACAGUGCCCAAACCACACUUCAAAUAUUUAGAUUGGCAGCAGCUUAUAGAUCAAGGGCUUUCCCUACAAAGGAAGGAGGGAAAAUACUUGAAUUCAUUUAUAGCAGCAAACAGUCCAAAACCAAAGGUGGAUUAACAGUAGGAACAGCCACAACUCACUAUUACAACAGUCAAGAAUUCAAAAUCAAGCAAGAGAAAACUAAGUCCUUUACUUGUAGCCCACAAGAGGUCAUCUCAAGUGGAGAUUAUAAACAAUCAACUUACUGUCAUCUCUUACUUGGGCUCUUCUUCUCUGACCAAGUUGAGUUCAUUACCUCCACUUUUGCCUACAGCAUAGUCCAGGCCUUUACUUCCUUUGAAGAGCUUUGGAAAGAGCUGUGUGCUGAUAUAAGAGAAGGCACUUUGAGUAGCUCAAUAAUCAAAUUGCCAAAACUAAGGAAAUCAGUCUUGGAAAUAAUCUUUCCUUACCCAAGUUUGGCUUCAAAAAUUGAGGCCAGUUGCAGGGAGUUGGAAGAUUUGGAUUGGUUUGGUCUCAUUCCAAAAAUUUGGCCCAAUGCCAAGUAUGUUUACUCAAUAAUGACUGGCUCUAUGCAACCUUACAUGAAAAAGUUAAGGCACUAUGCUAAGGAUUUGCCAUUAGUUAGUGCUGAUUAUGGGUCGACAGAGAGUUGGAUUGGGGCUAAUUUAGACCCUUGUUUACCUCCUGAAAGGGUCACUUUCGCAGUGAUUCCUACCUUUUCUUACUUUGAGUUCAUACCACUUUAUAGGAUGAAGAGGAAUUGCAUUUCAGUCAGCGAUGACUUCAUAGAAGAUGAACCAGUCCCACUCUCCCAAGUCAAGGUUGGACAAGAGUAUGAGAUUGUCCUCACCACUUUCACAGGGCUUUACAGGUACAGAUUGGGGGACGUAGUGGAAGUAGCAGGAUUCUAUAAAGGGACACCAAAAUUAAACUUCUUGUGCAGAAGAAAGCUUUUGCUAACGGUAAAUAUCGACAAAAACACAGAAAAGGACCUCCAAAUAGUGGUGGAGAAAGGGUCAGAACUGUUGACCAGCAAGGCCAAAGCCGAACUUGUUGACUUUACCAGCCAUGCUGAGGUGGCAAAACAGCCAGGUCACUAUGUUAUUUACUGGGAGAUUAAAGGAAAAGCCGAUGAGAGGGUCCUUAAAGAAUGUUGUGAAGCGAUGGACGCGUCGUUUGUGGACCAUGGCUAUGUCGUUUCGAGAAGAACCAACUCCAUAGGCCCUUUAGAGCUGUGCAUUGUGGAGAGAGGAACUUUUAAGAAAAUUUUGGAACAUUUUAUUAGGAAUGGGGCUGCCAUGAGCCAGUUCAAGACCCCUAGGUGCACCUCCAACCAGGUUAUUCUCAAAAUCUUAAAUGUUUGCACGAUUCAAAGGUUUCAUAGCACAGCCUAUGACUAAAAUGAACUCAAAAUGUUGAUUUUUUUUUAAUUGUAGAACCGUAAGGCGACCAAUAAAAAACCAUAUCCAGGAUUUCGUUCCUGUUUUGUCUGUUUUAAAAAUAAUAAAAAAAAAAAUCUGAUCAUAUGGGCCAUCUAUGAAACUUCGGCGUUUUCUUGCA